AUGAACUCCUAUCCUCCAGAGCUGCUGGUGCAACUCGCUCCUGUUAUGUUCGUAGCCGGCCUGGACGCUCCUCCUCCACCUGCAAAACCCCCUGCAACUCCCGUUAGUCCUCAGCCUCCCACACCGUCCACCCCGCAAGCGCGGCAGGAUCCCUUCCAGGUUCUCACCAGCCGGCUCAGAGAUGCAUUGUUUGCGCAACGAAAAGUUGCGAUCUGGCAACCCGAGAAAGCCAAGACCUUCCAGGUCAUCUUCGUUGAGCAGCAGGACGUACCAUUCCCACCGCGCAAAAUGCUCCGUCCAGAAGAACCCCAGUAUAGCUCGUCGCAUUCCCCACUCUCGCCCCUCACUCCGUCCUCGCCUCUACAUCCAGACGGUAUCAUCGCGCCCAUAUGGAUCCGGAAGCACACGACCCUCGUGCCAUCAGUCUUCGUGGUUUUCAUGCGGAUAUAUGAGUCCCCUACAGAGCAAGAUUCACGGGAGAGAGAGGCGGAGGAGAAACUGAGGGAUACGGAGCUUGCGGCACAGAUCGCUCAGCGGAAGAAGAGCACCAGUGAGCGCAACAUCAAGCUCACCGCGGUGCUCAUGGCGAGUCGGAAGAUGCUCGACGAUCCCACCCUAGACGGACGGCUGACUUACAUUCGUCGACAAAGCGGCCUCGACCCUCGCGCUGCCCUGUUCGUCCUGAGCCCGGUUUCCCAGGCGGAGAUUGGAGAUUUCGUGCGCAGCCUGCAAGACGCACUAUACGAGCCUGCCAUUGAUUAUUACACUAAUCACUCCAAGCGUGUUCGACGGAAGCGAAAUAGGCACUCACAAUCAAGCUCGUACUCCAUUCCUCACACGCCGUUAGCAAGCGCGGGCAUUGCCCGUCCGUUGCGACCUGAAGGUUGGACGGUGCGAUAUGAGUACAAGAUGGCUUGUUUUGCGGAGUUUCGCGGGGAAGAUCAGGUCGCGCUCAAACACUACCAAGACGCGUAUUCGACGCUGAACAUCAUGUUCGGAUCCACCGCCAUCCUCCCACCACGCACGAAGCGAUGGGCUGAAGCGAAAGUUCUUGCGGAUUGCAUUAAUGUCAAGAUCGUCAAGUUGUACUUGUACAAUAACGAGCAUGCUCUCGCGCUCUCAAACCAGAACAGUCACAUGCGCAAGUUCGCCGACUUCUCCAGAGGUUGGGGCAUUGGGGAGGAGACCUUCGAGUUUUGGAGCUGGCUUGCCCGACAACAUCGGGUGUUCGCCGAGCUUCUUGAGCAUGGUACCCGAUCGACGCUCAAGAUCCCGUCCCCAUACCCGCCUCCAGCUCCGUCAGCCGCGUUGAUGGCCGCACAAGCGUUGGAUCAGUCUCAACUUGGUCUAGACAGCAUGCGCGUGUUGGGAUUGAAUCCCAACCAGGCGCUUCAGCACCCGGGAUUCUAUCACUAUAUGGCUGCCCGGUGUACAGAGCGCCGUCGGGAGCGGUUCCUAGCCGCGAUGGAGGCCGAGGGGGAGUCGAACGCGCCUGGCCUCGCGAAUGAACGCAAGGUGGACCAUUUGACGAUCGUGUUGGAGCUGUACACACGUUCGUAUGAGCUGUUCAAGAAGUGGAGUCCGCAAACCAACCAGAGCCCGGGGCGGCUGACCUUGUGGAUUGCGUAUCGCAUCGCGCAGACCUACUAUGAGUCGGGCAAGUUCGACAUGGCCGUUCGGUUCUUCGAGCGCAUCGCAAAGACGUACCGCAGAGAACGAUGGGGUCCGCUUCUGCACCCUCUGCUCACGCAGUGGUACAAAUGUGCACAGCAACUCGGCGAUGUGGAUCUGAGCGUUCGGUUGCUCAUCGAGAUGCUCGGACAUGGCGCAGCUGCUUCAGCGGAAGAUCCGGAUGCUCUGCAAGACGACCUUCUCGCGGUUCUCCAGAGUACCGUGCCUUCAGCUCAAGAUGAGCCACUUGUCGUCGACCUGUCGGAGUCUAAGCCGCUGUUGGAUGUUGCGGCCGUCUUUUGGGAAUCCGAAGUUGAUGUCGACGUACCGGCUCCAUUCCAAAUCCAGCUGUCUUCACAACACAACGUUUCUCUGUCCUCCAUAUCCUUCACCUCCCUUGCCAUCCACUUCAGCACAGACUUGCCGCCCAUCAUUCUCCAGCAUAUACAGGACGAUCCGGACGCCGAGAUCGCUGCAGUACACCGGGUCGACCUGGGCCACAUCGCCGUCUCGUCGACGCCCGCCGAGUCCAAGGAGAUCAAGACCGUGCUCAAGUGGGGCCCCGGGACCACCAUCGUGUUGACCGGGAGCGUGUCCUCAGCCGUCCCCACGCCCAUAUCCGUAACCAAAGUGGUGGUGACGAUUAAGGAACGCAGCUGGUGGAUUGAGGUUCCUCUCACUCCGGCGGCGGUGGGCGCACAGAUGACAUCCCCCAAGUGGCUUUCCUCCCUCACUCCCGUGCGCUACACCCCAUUGCGCCGGGAGGACCACUCGGCCGUGCGCGUGCGGUUCCGCCCGCACCAGAUCCAGGUAACAAUCGUCCACGAGGGGCCGGCGUAUCUGGGCGAAGAGUUCCCCAUCGAAAUCAACGUGACGAACGUGGACGAUCGCGAGCUCGACGUUGUUGUGGACGUCCUCUUGCAGCCAUCGGACAUCGAUGAGAGUGUCAACUAUGUCGCCAUGGAUGAACAGAAGUCCACGAGCCUGAUCAAGGCCAUCGCCUGCGGCGAGCGCGUCAUCGACAUCUCCAUCCAGUCGCACCAAGGCACCCCGCCCCCGUUGUCUCCUGUGACACCAGACACCCCGACAUCGUCUGCCCCCAUCGACCGCACGGAGACGCUGCGGACGAUCACCCUGGAGGCGGUCCAUGCGUUCAAUGUCGAGCACUCCGUGGUGUACCGGCGACCAACGAAGGCGCAGCCAGGGCUCGUGAACCUGGCGAUGUUUGAUGGGAACGUGAGGGACGAGGCGAGUGUGAUGGAGGCGUUGGUCGCGAGCUCGUUGGUCGUCGCUGCACCAUCUGGGUUGGAGAUUGAGGGGGUCGUACUUCAUCGGAAGAACAGCGACCUUGCGUCGGUGGAGCAAUGUUCCGUUGAUGAUGAAGACUUCAGCGGUGAGUGGCUUAUGGGUGACGAGCUUUGCGAUCGUUGCCUCGUCUCAGUCAUUCCCGACGAGAACGACCUGGAUGCACCCAUUCCAGGGCCAGGGGAGUACGAAGUAACAUGGCGUAGAUUAUUGCCAAAUGGAGAGCGCGGUGCCCCCGCAACAUCCCGUUUCCCCCUCCCCCUACUACGCCCUCCCACCGACGACCUCAUCGCGCUUCUCGACGCCCCUACCGCAGCGCGCCUGCACCAGCCGAUCCCGCUCCGGCUGACGAUCCGCAACCGGCACCCGACACGCUCGGCGAACGUGACGGUGCAACUGGAGCAGGACCCCGCGGACGCGUUCGUCGUCGCCGGGCUCCGGCACGGACGCGUCCCCAUCCUGCUCCCUGGCACGGAGGAGAGCGUGACGUGGAACCUGAUCGCGAUCGAGUGUGGGUUCGUGCGUGUGCCGCGCGUGCGGGUGCUUGACCGGCGGAGCGCGGUGCAGAUCGCGGGGCAGGGGCCGGGCGCGGAGGGUGUGCAGGCAGAGGGCGAAGAGGUGAAGAUGGUGGAUGUGAGGUGGGAUGCGCGGCCGGAGCCGGAGGAGAGUGGUUCGGAAGAUUCGGACGACGAUGGAGUGGCGGUGAGGGCGAAGGGUCAGAAUGUGUUCGUGCUAGUGGUGCCGUGA
Molecule: messenger RNA, 3723 nt
Organism: Epithele typhae
Lineage: Eukaryota; Fungi; Basidiomycota; Agaricomycetes; Polyporales; Epitheliaceae
Product: Foie gras liver health family 1-domain-containing protein
Exons: 16
Coding region: 1-3723 (1240 amino acids)
Source: RefSeq, a predicted model, not a curated record